Paramecium sonneborni is the source of this 1888-nucleotide messenger RNA. The record is from the annotation of a GenBank genome assembly. NCBI's taxonomy places the organism in Eukaryota, Ciliophora, Oligohymenophorea, Peniculida, Parameciidae.
AUGCAGCCUCUUUUAGAAUCUAUUGAUUCUGAGAGUAUUAUCAAUAGAGAACUUCAUGGAUUUGAAUUUUCAUCUGCUGCAUUUGUUAAUGUAUUUUAUACGUUUUAUUCAUUCAGGAAUAAGCCUAAGCCUAAGAUGUUUAAAAGAUUUACUAAGAUUUAUAAAACAAAAUUAAAAAUGGAGAUAUCAAUGGAGUCAGAUAUCUUCUUGGAAUAGAUCCUUUUACCUCUAACCAAAUGUAACCAAUUCAUAUAUAUACAAUUGUUGAUGAAAAAAAAAAUACAUUGCUUAUGGAGACUGUUUUGAAAGAUCAAAAUAUACUUUUUAUUGAUCUAAUAACAUAUUCCCUUAAAUAAUUCGGGUAUCUAUUCAUUAAGAAAUUUUAGUGAGUUUCAAACUAAAUUGUGGGUUACUCAAUAAAAUGAUUCUGGAAUUUAAUGUAUGCAUCUAGCUACUUAAAAAGGUAAUGUUACAAUUCUUGAUGCAAUUUUUAAGUUAGGAAUCCAAUUAGAUUUGAAAACUAAAUAAGGAUAAACUAAUUUGCAUAUAGCAUCACAAUCAGAUUAACCCAUCAUAUUAUACUAUUUAGUGAAAAUUGCUAAAGUUGAUAUUGAUAUUAUGGAUAAUGAUUUUAGUACAGCUUUGCAUUUGGCUAGUCAUUAAGGCAGUGAAUAAUGUGCUGGUUUACUCUUAACUUGGGGUUGUAAAAUAAACACUAAAAAUAUUUAUGGAUGCACUUCUCUGCAUGUUUCAGCUAUAAGUGGAGAAUACAAAAUCACAAAAAAAUUACUACUAUAUAAUGCUAAAACAAGAUUAAGAAAUAAACAGAAUAAGACUGCCUAUUAAUUGGCUGUUGAAAAUGAUUUUCCAACUAUUAGUUAAAUGAUUUUGGAAUAUUAGGAGGGGAAUAUUAAAUGUAAUAAUAUAUUUGGAUAGAAAAAUAAGCCUAGAAUUGUACUAUUAUUUUAAUAAAUAUAUCUAGAAUAAAAAGUGCAAAUUAUAAAUGUACAAUUUUAUAUUCAUGUUAUUCCUUAAUUUAAUCUAUUAAAUUCUUUUCACAAUCGGAAAUAAUUUGUUUGGUUAUAUAUAAAUAAUUUCAGAUAUAUUAGAGAUCUUUUUAUUUGUGUAUAUGGUUAAAUCUGAUCCUGGAUAUUAAACUCAAUACAAAAAUGAUGGAUAAGUAUUCUAUAAAAUUCUAUAAAAUAAUCCAAAAAAAUUAGAAAUUUGUUCAGAAUGUGAAACUCUAAAGGCUUAAAGAAGUCGUCAUUGUGAUUUUUGUAAUAAAUGUAUCAUAGUAUAUGACCAUCAUUGUCCAUGGAUAAAUAAUUGUAUUGGAGCUAAAAAUCAUUUUUUAUUCAUGAUUUUUAUUUGGUUUACUUUCUUUACUAUAGGAUUUUAAUUAUUUAUUUCUAUUAUUCUUUUUAUAGAAAUAGUAGGGAAUUUAUCUUUAAUUGGAAUUACAUCUUAAAAUUAAUAUUAGUUGAACAAACUUGAUAUUAUUUUUAAUUAACUCAAUGAUUUUAGAAAGUAUUUAAAUAUUUCAAAAGGUGUUAAAAUAGAAUACAUAGUGUUAGAACUAUUAUUAACUUUAAUAUUUUUUGUUUUAUUAAUUGUUAUAAUAUGUACAUAGCUUAGGAAUAUUUAUUAUAAUAGAACUACUUUUGAAAGGUUAAGUAAAAAAUAUAGAAGAUUUAAGUAUUAUUAUUUUAAUGAAUUUUUUAGUAAUUAACAAUCAAGUUUGCUGUAAACCAGUUAAGUGGAGAAUGAUAUUAACAAUUCAAAUUGUCUAAGGAAUUGCUGUCAAUUGCUAUUUAGUAAUAAGAAUUGUUAAGAUUACAAUUAUGUUUACCAUGAUAAUACAAGCCUUACAACAGGAAUAAUUUCUUGA